This is a messenger RNA of Exophiala dermatitidis NIH/UT8656, 1869 nucleotides long. RefSeq lists its product as uncharacterized. The transcript has a single exon. The record is from RefSeq and is a predicted model, not a curated record. The coding region runs from base 1 to 1869 and encodes 622 amino acids. NCBI's taxonomy places the organism in Eukaryota, Fungi, Ascomycota, Eurotiomycetes, Chaetothyriales, Herpotrichiellaceae.
AUGUACUAUAUGAGCGGGGCUUUAGAUGAUGAUCUCAAUUCACCCGCUCAGUACGAAGAGCGCAGACCCACCGUCAAGCAGCGCAUACCUGAACUCGCUCUCCUUGAUGACGACCUGCAGGACGCUCGUGAACGAUCAAGUGGUGGUCCAGCUCUAUCACAAGACUACCUAUAUUAUCGCUUCAAAAAGAAGGGUGACGACUGGAGCUUAGCCAAUAGAUACCCCAUACUGGCGCCUGUCGAGCAAAUUGAGAAGCAAGCGACAAAGAUCCACCGCGAUGGUACGCCCUUGGAACAAUUAAAGCGCAUGUCACAACUGCGCCGAGACCGGAUUACUGAAGCCGUCCAGGAAGCCAAUGACCUCGAGUCCGGCGAUGCGCACUGGGAAGUGGUCUACAUCAAGCCGAGGAAGGAGCUGAAGAGGAACCGUACAGUACACGUCCCCGAGAUGGAUGUGAUACUUGCGCGCAAUAGGAGGGGAACAGCUCACACAAAAGCUGCAGUCCGGGAGCCCGCGAAGAUUAUCAACGAGGGCAAGGCAAAGCCCAGCAAGGGCAAGCAAUAUGCCGACGACUCCUAUGGUCGGUCUAGGAAAGAUUCCGGAUUGGCUAUGCUAGCCGACCGCGUUAGCAAUCUACCAGUUUUUGACACUGAUGGAAUGCCACGAGACGAGCAUGGCCCAAUACACUUCAAUGAUACCAACCUUCCGCCUCAGAUUCCCCGAGACAAGCCACUAGGGGCCAAGCCGGAACUCAAAAAGGAAGAUAAGAGAACAAAGCAUGACAAAAGUCAGAAACGGAGCAAGUCGCGCGACCAGCGCGACUCUCACGGAGAUGGCAUAUUCGCUGUCGGCGAUGACGGCGACUUGGGCGGGGCCAUGGAUUCCCUUCCUGAUGACAUACUAUUUGGGGAGCUGCCAACCGAUCAACGGGGCCGAAGAGGAAAAUCACCCCACGAGCACCCACAGGUUGUUGUUGAUGGAAAUACUACCCGAUCUUACUCUCGCCGCCGUGCUGCGCACGCGGAUGCACGAGCUCAGUCGCGCGAGAAGUCUCGCUCCCGUCGAGGCUCGGUGCACUUCCCUGACCAACGUGCACCACAAUAUUUCGACGCCGGCAGUUCGUCUUCGGAAGCCAGUGAGUCCAGUCACUAUGGCUUCGAUUACGACGGAAGCUCAAAUACUUCGAUAGGCAGCCCGGGCGGUGUACCUCGUCGGGGAAGCCUGGUGAAUCUACCACCACGCCCAGAUACUGUUUAUAAGAAACAUCAUCGAGGGCCCACGCGUUCACUUUCAUACGUGGAAAGUCCAUACCAUGUUGAGCAGCCGGUCAUCACUCCAGCGCGGUCGUACCGCAGCUCGUUUGUUACAUAUGGCAGGCCGCCAGCCGAAGGCGCGCGGUAUGAGCGGCCGGCGCGACCUGUGAGAUAUGCCACAACGCCGCUUCUCGAGGAGAGGCAAGUUGUGUAUCGUGAUCCGCCACACACACCAGGGAUUCGAUCUCAAGAAGUGGUCGCUGUGCACCAUCCUAGUAAUGUUCGACUCGUCCCCGUCGAAUCAAGCCUGCCUAUUCUGCACUACCCAGAGGACGAAGUCUUCCAUGAGCCUUACUACCGCGAAGAUAUCGACCCGGUCAGCUCGCGACUCGAGGACUACCAGCGUGAGAGGAUGAGAGAACCGCUUUUCAGACAUCAGUCUGGGGAGCUCAGUGACCGCGACAGGGAGGAGGAGAUCCGGAUUCGAGAAGACGAAAUCCGGAGAUUGAGGGGCUUGCGAGAGCAACGGUACUAUCAUGGGGAUAGGGACAGAAGAGAGAGACGUCGGUUUUACUAUGAUGCUCCCGCGGGACAUCAUUACUACUAUGUUGACUAA